ACUAAUUAAUCCAAAACUCUAAUUUGUACUGCAUACAUAAAACAUUUCAAUAAAAUAACAGAUCAUUUACAAAAGCACAAUGGUUUUGCCACUAACGCUGUUGCAGACUUCUCAAAAUCACCCAAUGCUUGUUGAAUUAAAAAAUGGUGAAACAUACAACGGGCAUUUGGUAACUUGUGAUAAUUGGAUGAACAUAAAUUUAAGAGAAGUUAUUUGUACCUCACGAGAUGGUGACAGAUUUUGGAGGAUGUCUCAAUGUUAUAUUCGUGGUAGCACAAUUAAAUAUUUACGAAUUCCAGAUGAGGUUAUUGACAUGGUGAAAGAAGACAUUCAGAGAAAUAAACAAAAGUCUCAAGCUGUUCGUGGUCGUGGAGCACCUCGUGGUGGAAGAGGAGGCAGAGGUGGACGUGGUACACGAGGUGGUCGUGGAGGGCGUGGCAAAUCUGAUGGUCAUCAUGCUGAUUAGUUUUUUGAACAUUAUGUCAUAAUUGGAUUUAUUGACUAUCCAUUAUCUAGAGAUUUGCAAGAUAUUUGCAAUCUUGUGGAGUUCUAGAAGUAGUUGUGUUUUUAUAAAUGAAACAUUAUAUUAUGCUAUUUAAGAAUAGAUAAUGAAACAUUAUAUUACAAAUGUACAUGAAUAAAACUUUACUUUAUAAAAGUAAUUUAAUUGUUGGCAAA
Hydra vulgaris (swiftwater hydra) is the source of this 678-nucleotide messenger RNA. Its product is annotated as probable U6 snRNA-associated Sm-like protein LSm4. Gene Ontology annotation, molecular function: U6 snRNA binding. NCBI's taxonomy places the organism in Eukaryota, Metazoa, Cnidaria, Hydrozoa, Anthoathecata, Hydridae. Gene Ontology annotation, cellular component: U6 snRNP; spliceosomal tri-snRNP complex; P-body. Gene Ontology annotation, biological process: P-body assembly; mRNA splicing, via spliceosome; nuclear-transcribed mRNA catabolic process. The record is from RefSeq and is a predicted model, not a curated record.